AUAAUACUGUCAAGAGUGUCAAGCAAGUGAAAUAAAUGCAUUCUGUCUGAGCAUCAAUCAAGUUUAUUAGUUGAAUUUCAUGUUAAAUACCAUGAUUUCCCAUUAGUUACUAAUCCAAUUAUUAGAAUAUAGUGUAAUUAAUUUGUUAACAAAUCAUGGCGAACCACUACGAAGUCCCUAGCUGGGCCGGUAAGCCUCCUACUGGACUUCAUUUGGACGUGUUAAAAGGAGACAAAUUGAUACAAAAGCUGAUGUUAGAUGAGAAGAAAUGCUAUUUAUUUGGCCGCAAUCCACAGAUGAAUGAUUUUUGCAUCGACCAUGCCAGUUGCUCAAGAGUUCACGCCGCUUUUGUAUAUCAUAAACAUUUAAAUAGAGCCUUUUUAGUGGACUUAGGCAGCACUCAUGGAACUUAUAUUGGCAAGAUGCGGCUGGAGGCUAACAAGCCCACUCAGCUGCCCAUUGACUCAAACUUCCACUUUGGAGCUUCCACAAGAAAUUACAUUAUUAGAGAACGGCCGACAGGAAAUGCACGGGGCAUCAUGGAGGAUCUACCGAAUACAGAGCAGGAAGGAGCUUUACUCGGACUGCCGGAGACACAAACUGAACUUGAUAACUUGACAGAGUUCAACACGGCUCACAACCGAAGAAUUUCAAUGUUGGGAAUUUCGACAGAUGAUGGCACAGAUGUUAUAAAGCCGCCGACUGGCACGAAGCGUACAGCGACCAUGCCCAGUGGCGUUGCAAAGAAACAGAAGAGGAAUGUGUCCUUCAACGAGGAGGUGGACAUCAUCAACCCGGAGGACAUUGACCCUACCAUUGGAAGGUUCCGGAACCUGGUCAAGUCCACCAUAGUGCCCAAUGCUAACGCUCCACCGAAGAAACUCAAGCUGCAGAGUGCUGAUGAUAGCGCGCACCACAUGUCGCUGCGGCUGCAGGAGAUAUCGCGAAGCACUAACCUGUAUUCCGACCUGCCGGCCCCCAGUUCUCACCUCAGCCUCAUCGGAGCCAGACUGGGGCUGUCGCUGCCGAACCCCGCGCCGGACGUGGAGCUGGAGGGCCCCGAGCAGCCGCACGUGCAGCCGCCGCCGCCGCACAACGCACCAGAAGACGCGGGUCCGUCGACGGGUCCUAAAAAGAAGAAAUACGCGAAAGAGGCGUGGCCCGGACGGAAGCCGGGGCUCAUACCUGGCGUCUGAACUCAGCCGCCAUUUUGACAAAA
This is a messenger RNA of Plodia interpunctella (Indianmeal moth), 1219 nucleotides long. RefSeq names its product Nuclear inhibitor of Protein phosphatase 1 (gene NiPp1). The record is from RefSeq and is a predicted model, not a curated record. The transcript is spliced from 9 exons. Gene Ontology annotation, molecular function: mRNA binding; protein serine/threonine phosphatase inhibitor activity; protein binding. The coding region runs from base 156 to 1196 and encodes 346 amino acids. Lineage: Eukaryota; Metazoa; Arthropoda; Insecta; Lepidoptera; Pyralidae. Gene Ontology annotation, cellular component: nuclear speck.